Messenger RNA from Aspergillus wentii DTO 134E9, 972 nucleotides. Its product is annotated as arabinan endo-1,5-alpha-L-arabinosidase. NCBI's taxonomy places the organism in Eukaryota, Fungi, Ascomycota, Eurotiomycetes, Eurotiales, Aspergillaceae. Gene Ontology annotation, biological process: carbohydrate metabolic process. The record is from RefSeq and is a predicted model, not a curated record. Gene Ontology annotation, molecular function: arabinan endo-1,5-alpha-L-arabinosidase activity. The transcript has 4 exons. The coding region runs from base 1 to 972 and encodes 323 amino acids.
AUGCUCGCUGCUUUCUGGUCUCUUCUGGCUAUCGCCGGCGCUGCCAGCGCCUACUCCAACCCCGGCCCUUGCACCGGCAACUGCCUGGCCCAUGAUCCUGGUUUCUACCAGAGAAAGUCGGACGGGAAAUACUUCCGAUUCUCCACCGGUGGAGGUAUCACCGUCACUUCUGCAGACCAUCUUCAGGGACCUUGGACAUACGACGGCUACGUGCUGCCCGAUGGAGCAUCCGUGACGACUGUCGGUGGCAACAGCUCCAACCUCUGGGCACCCGACGUGCACUACGAUGACGGCAAAUACUACCUCUACUAUGUCGUCUCCGGUUUGGGAUCCCGCAACUCCUCGAUUGGUGUCGCUGUUUCCGACACGAUGGAGGUUGGCUCCUGGACAGACCACGGCGCCAUCGGCGUCGAGACCAACAGCAGCUCGUCCUACAACGCCAUCGACCCCAACUGGAUCACCAUUGGCGACAAAGCGUAUCUCAACUACGGCUCCUACUGGCAAGGCCUUGCUCAGGUCGAGAUGAAGGACUCGCUGUCCAAGCUCAGCUCUUCCCCCAUCACCAACACCGAGCACAACAGCACUGCCUCUAUCCACUUUCAGGAAGCCCCCUUUGAGUUUGAGCACGAUGGCUACUACUAUCUGUUCUUCUCGUCCGGCAAGGCUGGGUCUUACGACACCAAUUUCCCCGCCCCGGGCAAUGAAUACAAGAUCAUGGUUUGCCGCUCCGAGACCGGAACAGGCGACUUUGUUGACAAAAACGGUGUGGCUUGCACCAAGAACGGUGGAUCGAUCGUCCUGCAGACUCAUGGAGAUGUUUACGCUCCUGGUGGGCAGGGUGUGUUCAACGACACCAAGCUGGGACCCGUGCUGUACUACCACUACGCCAACAGGACCGGCAGUCUCGCUGUCAAGGACUUCCAGUUCGGAUAUAACAGGCUGAGCUGGACUGGCGGAUGGCCAUCUGUUUAA